AUGGAUUCGGUUUCUAAACUAGGCGCGGCUCUUCACGAUGCAAUCGACUCGAACCAGUUCAACGCAGCUAAAGCAAUACUCGGCAAGAAUCCAUCUUGUGUUGACGAGCAAAAGGGUGGCUGGACACCACUCCACAGGGCAGCGAAUGGCGGUCAUGAAGCCUUAGCCGUGCUGCUUCUCGAGCACGGUGCAGCAGUCAACAUCACGACGCAAAACCGAAGCGCAUCACCGUUGCUGCUCGCCGCAAGCUGGGGCUGCACCUCCGUCCUUGCUCGUCUCAUCGAAUGGGGUGCCGAUGUCAACCAAGCUGCCAAUGAUCGGUGGAACAACGAGACAGCCUUGCAUCAAGCAGCGGCGCUGAAGGAGUCGGGUUCGCUCCACUUGCUGCUUCUCCGGGGGGCGGCCGCGAACCCCGUCAACGGCGGAGGAAUGACACCCCUAGAUGUUGCUGUGAAGUACUCGCAUUCUGCGAAUGCGACAAUCCUCAUCGAGUUCGGAGGACUACCGGGCACGAAACUUGAUCUGGUCACACCGUCUUGUCCACUUCGUGGGAUCAGGUCCAAGAUCCUUGAUCUGCAGAUGAAUGAUUUUGUUGGUCGGUCAGGUGAGGUUCACCUUGAUGUUGCGAUGGUCUGGGCUACUUCCAGAGGGAGCGUUCGGCUGCUGGAGUAUCUGCUUGAGAUCGACGAGCAUCUGUUGGAUGUCUGUGACGAGGAUGGCUGGGUUCCACUGCACCAUGCGGCAUGGAAAGGGAAUAUGCGUAUGACGGAAGCCCUCCUCAGUAGAUGCGCCCGCGCCAAUGUCUGUACGAAAACGCGACGCUGUACACCUCUGCAUCUUGCCGCACAAAGAGGACAUGCCCAUGUCGUUGAUCUGCUUCUUGUCCACGGUGCUGAGCCCAUGCUCCAGACGCGACAUGGCAGUAACGCUCGGAUGCUUGGUAUUCGGAGUGGACGUCUGUCUGUCCUUCGCAUCUUGGACAAACACGCCGAGCACCAGCGUCGGCUUGGUGCGCGCCCCAUCUUGCCCCAUCGCCCGGCUGAUGUCCAAGCGAACCGCAAAAAGCGUUUGGUUUCCAAUCAAGACUACCGAUUAUACGAGAAAGAUGACGACGACUCGUCCGAUGACGAAUGUGUAGAAGAUGGGUACGAGGGGCGUCUCUUUGGGAUCAUGCCGGACUUCGUGGAGCGGAGAACCUUCACCAGCCUUAUCACUGUCUUUAAAGACUGGUGCCAGCUCGCGAAACAAGAUACUGCGGUCAAGGUAGCUGUCAUUGACACGGGAUUCGACCUCGAGAACAGAGACUUGAACGACAGCAGAGUGGAAGAAUUCUUCCAAACCCCCCAGGGCGAUUUGGGAGCUCGGCUGGCCAAGGAUCAUGAGUUGACGCAAAUUUCCAGAGUAGUAGGAAAACUGAACCUAGCGCGAGCUAUCCAAAAGGGCGAGACAGACAUCCAGGACCUCGAUGGCCAUGGUACUCGCAUUGCGGGUAUCAUCCUCCGCCUCGCGCCGACGGCCCAACUAUACAUUGCCCGCGUCUGUGAUGGAGCGAGGCACUCGCAAGGGGAUACGUCGCCGACUCCUCGAAAUGUGAUAAAGGCAAUGGACUGGGCCAUUCAGCAAAGAGUCGAUUUCAUAAACCUGUCCCUUGGGUUCACCUCCCUAGACAAGCAACUCAGGGAUGCCGCUCGCCGUGUAAAAGACGCCGGCAUCGUCAUCUUCGCAUCCAUGUCGAACGACGGCAAUUACAUCGGCUUCCAGGAAUGGCCGGGAAAUGACUUCUCGGUGGCAAUUGGGAUAUCGUCAUGCAAACGGUUUGGCACGUACCCAUCCGAGUUCAGUCCACCGGCGAUUCCAGGCAACCCCAACUUUCUCGUUGCAGGCGAGGAAAUUGUUGCGCACAAACUGAGCCGUCUCUAUGGCCCAAAAGCCAAGGUCAGCGAUCGUUUCGAGCUAGCAACGGGCUCAUCCUACGCCACGGCCGUUGCGACAUCCAUGGGAGCACUCAUCGUUGGAUUCAUCAGGCAGAAGUCGUGUAAAGAGAUACGAAAGGAGACCCGCCUUGGCGGUCUUGACGUGAAGAAGCUACUGAAGGACCACAGAUGCAUGGCCAUGUUGCUGAAAGAAGUUGGGCGGCCCGUCAUGGACUACCACUGGAUCAGUCCUUCGCUUCUCUGGACCGAGUUUCAGCCUUCGAAGGAGGAACACGUUGGACGAGCAGCCCGGAAACAUGCCUGGAAUAUCAUUUCCAAGGCUUUAGAUGAAUAUCGGCACCGAGAUAAGGAGUAA
Messenger RNA from Colletotrichum destructivum, 2289 nucleotides. RefSeq names its product Putative peptidase S8/S53 domain, peptidase S8, subtilisin, Asp-active. NCBI's taxonomy places the organism in Eukaryota, Fungi, Ascomycota, Sordariomycetes, Glomerellales, Glomerellaceae. The transcript is spliced from 3 exons. The record is from RefSeq and is a predicted model, not a curated record. Gene Ontology annotation, molecular function: protein binding; serine-type endopeptidase activity. Gene Ontology annotation, biological process: proteolysis. The coding region runs from base 1 to 2289 and encodes 762 amino acids.